GGGAACCCAUUAUCUAUCACAAAAUGUCGUCAUAUUUCAUGAAACCGUUCUCAGAAAACUUUACCUUUGGUUACUUAUCAAGUAGGUGUAACACGAGUAUUAUUUUAUAUUAUGUUUUCCUUCUUUUUCCAUUACUCAGACAUAUUUCGCAAACAUUUGUUCACUGGCUUACCUACUUAUAAUUGACAUAAUUUUCCUUCUUAUUCUUUUAUCCCGAUAUUGUGGUUGGUACUCCCCAGUAGAAUAACCAAUUUAGUGUUACGCAUUGACGUGUCGAGGUAUAUAAAAGGGCUUGUUUUUUGGUCAUUAACAUAUAUAUUUUUGACUAGUGAAUUUUCUUGUUUGUCUGUGGUCGUUUUUUGAGAAUGAAGCAAUUCUUAGCAAUAAUUACUGUGGUGGCUGCAAUUUGCUUGCAGUGCCAAGCAAAGACUUUUACACUCUGUAAUUUGGUUCACGAGCUCAGAAAGCAGAAGUUUCCAGAAAACGAAAUGAGGAAUUGGGUUUGCCUUGUGGAGAAGGAAAGUGGACGUCGCACUGACGUCAUCGGGCCUCCCAAUAGUGAUGGGUCCCGCGACCACGGCCUCUUCCAGAUCAACGACCGCUACUGGUGCAACGAUUCUAAUGUACCAGGAAAAGAGUGCCAUGUUACCUGCCAACAGUUGAGGACUGACGACAUAACUGCUGCAUCAACUUGUGCGAAGAAGAUUUAUCGGCGUCACGGAUUCAACGCUUGGUACGCUUGGCGCGAUCACUGUAAAGGAAAGUCUCUACCAGACAUCAGCAGAUGUUAAUGGAUCAGGAAGACAACUAGGCUAUCAUUUAUAUUAAUUCCAAAUAAUACAUACUAUACGCGUGUAUUGAGUUAAAUUGGAUUAGAGACAGAAUAAAUGUUUUUUUAUUGUGGUUUGCUAAAAGUCACAUGAAAAUUAUAUAUAUUUACAAGUUUAAAAAGCAAAAAAGCUGUAUUUAUGUGAGGUUACUUAGCCGACUCAUAAUUCUAUAAUAAAAAAUAAAAGUGAAGUUUAUCAGUCAUGUUAACCCAGGAAGGGUUGCUCAGUAAUUAGAACAGUUGCUCGGAUUUCGAAAGGUCGUGGGUUCGAGUCCCAUCUCAGAGUAUUAGAGCAAGAGGAUUUUUUAACCAUUUUUUCAUUAAAACAAUUAAAUUUUGUUUAUUUUGACAUAGUUUUUGUAAACCAUACAUACUUAUAUUGUAAAAAGGAAUGAUUUGAUGCUUGUUUGUUUGCAUUGAGAAGGCUCCGAAACUAUUGGACCGAUUUAAAAAAAAUACACAGGCAGAGUCGCGGGAAAACAGCUAGCUUUAUCUAAAUUGGAUCACAACUCAAGAAGAAAUCGGUGAACUUAUUUACAUUAAAUAUACAUAACCGUGGAACAUAAAAAAGUAACUUUUUGUAGGGCCGGUCAUAAAGGACGGGUGACCAAAAUUUUUUUAUCUCCAAUACCAACAAACUAAGGAGCUAAAGUACUUGUUAUAUCUAAUUAAUCUACAAUAUCUCAUCUAAUUAAUCUACAAUAUCUCAUCUAGUUAAUCUACAAUAUCAUAACCUAAUAAUAAAAGAAAAUUUACAAGUAGACAAGUA
Diatraea saccharalis (sugarcane borer) is the source of this 1598-nucleotide messenger RNA. Lineage: Eukaryota; Metazoa; Arthropoda; Insecta; Lepidoptera; Crambidae. The record is from the annotation of a GenBank genome assembly.